CUGUCUGCAAGCCGUUGUUUGCGGGCGCAGAUGUUAUAAGGUCAUAUCAUAUUUUGCUGAUUGUCGAUUGUAUUUGAAAGAGGGAUAAUAAAGACACAGCGUCAAUCUUGUUCUGAUGUUACAUUACGUCCAUGCAUUGCGAAUGCAAACCACAGCAGGAGCCAGGUUGAAUGCACCUCCCAUACACCUAACCCAUCAACUGACCUCACCUUAUUCCAACCUACUACUUACGUACGAGGAACUUGAAUUGCAGAGCAGCAAAACUAUUCUCAAGAAUAGAACAAACAAUUCAAGCCUAUAAUUGAGAAAUGGCGUUUGUUUACACUAUAUUUUACGGAAACCAUAAUUCGAACACCCAUCAAAUCACCACUAAUUACUCCGCGGUGCUGGCUUGUGAACUCAGAUCUUUCUUAUCUUAUCGCAACUAAAAGUUACUCCAACCUCUCAACUUCGUCCAUCCAUCUCUAUAACAAAUUCAACGUCGCCCUCCAUAUUCGAAAUCCUACUACCUAGGUAGGCAAUGAACCUUUCGGCCGGACCUCGGACUUACACAAUCUCUCUACCAGACCAAUUAUCAAUAAUGCUCACACAUCAUCUACCUCCAUCAUGACAACUCCUCCCGAUCCCGCCCUCUUAGCGACAACCAACGACUCGCUCGCACCUCUCAUCCCCAUCCUCAAUGGUUUCGCUCAUCGUCACAAGAACCAGCACUCUUCCACGCACUGGUGGUCCUCCUUCUCCAUACUACGCCGCGCAGUCCGCAACCUCGUCAACGACCUCAACUCACGGCCUAGAAAGGUGAAAUCUGGCGGUGUCAAGCGUGAUGUCCAUCCCGCUCUUGCGCGCGCAAAAUGGAUGAUGCGCCAUGUGGUCCCUGGCGCUUUCGUCACUUUCUCUCAACUUGCAGCUGAUAACCAGCAUGCGCCUCUCGGGCUGCUCCUCCUCUCAGUUCUUGCCCGAACCAACACUAUACUCUCCCAACUCGUCCCUGACCACGACCACAACCCUUCAAUCUCGAGUAGUGCAAAGCCAAUGCCUUCGGAGCCAAGUAAACAUAAGGCAUCCGACUUAAGAGCGGACGACGCACCUAAUGCCGGAGUGGAUAUGGGCGUAGCCAUUUCGCGCGAAGAGCUUAUGUCAACUCAGAAGGAAACGAAACCAGUACCGACGGCAGACUCCCGCUCGAAAGACCUCAAGCUGAAAGAACACGAGGCCAAAACGACACAUAUAGACGCUAAGAAGAUCCCGUCCAAAAGUGACACCAUAGACAAACCAAGAAAGAAAACGAAGAACAGUGAUGAAUUGUCCAGUCUCUUCGGCUCUCUUUCAUCGAAAAAUGGCGCUGCAGAUAAGCCCAAAAAGAAAAAGAAGAAAGGCGACGCAUUUUCCAGCCUCUUCGACUCUCUAUGAUGAUAUUAUGUCAUUUACUAUACACACACAUUUCGAGUUUGUGCAUCAUAUGACGAACAAUGUCCUUAUCAGCAACCACUACAAAUACAGCAAACUGUUCAAGGACUGGUGAUUUUCAUUAUAACACACUGCAAGAUUAGAAACAAAAAAGUUGCAAACGAGUAGGUAUGGUCCACUCUACGUUCAUCCUGCUCUCCAAAUACCCCAUGUCCCUGUGCGCCUCUUUGGAAGAUCAUGCUUCGCGCCGUAAGUUGAGCGUAUGGAGCUUGUUUCCUGUAUCCGAUAUCCAAGUAACAAGAAUUUCUGUCGCUCACUCUGUUUAGCCACCACGUGAAAAGCAGAAUGCUUCCCCUCAAAGAUAUCCGUCCCAGUACAGCCACCGCCGCCAAGCACAUCACUUUUUCUCCGUCAUGUAUCAGUUCGCCCUUGUUCAUGCCCCUGUCCUUCUCUAGUCACAGCAUCUAAAAAGCAACCCAUUGAGCCGGUUCCUUGUUUAGUCAGGAAUAGGGACGGUAAGACCAGAUACGAGCCUUCAUGUCGCCAGAGCCAGUGGCAAAGUAUCUUCCUUGCGGGCUAGGUGCAACACUGAUAACGGAGUUCUUAUGUCCCUGCAGCAUGAGUUGCGUCGUACCCGUUCUAGGGUCCCAGAACUGGACACCACGGUCCUUGGAACCUGAAAGUACCCAGUUGGCCUCGGGGGUGAGAGCAACUGAUAAAACAAAAUCGCGGUGACCCUCGAAGGUUUUGACGCACUUGCCACCCUUCGGGCCAGGCUGGUUUCCUUGACGAGGGGCACUGAGCUCCCACAUCUUGAUAGUCCUGUCGAGACUGCCAGAAACCAGGUCCUUACCGCUGGGCGAGAAGGCAACCGAGUAGACACUAUCCUUGUGACCAUCAGGUCCUUCCAGACGCUCGACAAGGAAGCCGGAAUGGAUGUCCCAUACACGUACACUCUUGUCGAGUGAGCCUGCAGCAACGAAUUGGGUAUCAGGAGAGAUGGCAACAGUCGUGACGCCAUCCUCUAUUGUAAGAGUGAGGGUGUUUGUGCCUUGUUCAAUAUCCCACAGGCGUACAGUUCUGUCGCCACUGCCUGAGGCAAUUGUUCGACCAUCACGAGCAAAAUCCAGCGAAUAAAUGUCUUGCUCGUGACCAGAGAAAUGAUUUCGAAUGGUUCGCGUUUGGAUAUCCCACACCUAACCAAUAUUACACCAGUAGCAAGAUAGCGACCAU
This is a messenger RNA of Fusarium verticillioides 7600, 2640 nucleotides long. RefSeq lists its product as hypothetical. The record is from RefSeq and is a predicted model, not a curated record. Gene Ontology annotation, biological process: maturation of 5.8S rRNA from tricistronic rRNA transcript (SSU-rRNA, 5.8S rRNA, LSU-rRNA); nuclear-transcribed mRNA catabolic process, RNase MRP-dependent. The transcript has 3 exons. Gene Ontology annotation, cellular component: ribonuclease MRP complex. Gene Ontology annotation, molecular function: rRNA primary transcript binding. Lineage: Eukaryota; Fungi; Ascomycota; Sordariomycetes; Hypocreales; Nectriaceae. Bases 607 to 1410 code for a protein of 267 amino acids.